This is a messenger RNA of Fusarium venenatum, 894 nucleotides long. RefSeq lists its product as uncharacterized. NCBI's taxonomy places the organism in Eukaryota, Fungi, Ascomycota, Sordariomycetes, Hypocreales, Nectriaceae. The record is from RefSeq and is a predicted model, not a curated record.
AUGCAGUCAGGAACCGAUAAUCGACAAGGGGACGCGUUGGGAUUCGAAGCGAACUUGGUCUUCUCUAACGGAUCCGACACGCUGCUCGGCAUCCACAACGACGCCAGAGUGAACCGCUCGCUCGCCACGCAAGAACACAUCGGCAAGACGAGCUACAGCGCCUAUGUCCAGCAUAUACAGUAUGGUACCUACCAGGGUAAACCGGCAUGCCUCAUCGGCAUCGAUUUCGCCUUUCGCUUUCCGCCCCUUGCGGGCAGCCGGUUCUCCUCCGCGGAGAUCGAAGUCACCUUCGAGAAGGUCCUGAAUAUCCAUAAUCCGUCGGUACGAUCAACAGACGCCUCCCUCGAUCCUAUCGUUGCCAAUUUUGCCCCCAAAACAGUCGUCGGACAGGUCAAGGAACUGGAAAGCACAAAGUUGUUCGAAAUUGAGGUUCCUGUAGUCUUCGAGACGCCGUUUGGUACGGCAGGGCUUACUUCGAGAUGGUCUAAAGAGACAAAGGUUACGGAGGAGGGACGUAUGGAGAUUCACGGCAACCUGGCGCAAGAUGACGACCACGAUGACGGGGCGAAUUCGGUAACGUGGGACAUGACAGAGAAUCCGAUCAGCAAGGAAGGAAUUCUCCGCUCUUUUCGGGGUGCUUUUAUUCUCUUCUACCGCAAAAAUGAGGCUUUCUGGAUGCGUGUGUCUGUUAAGCCGGUUGUGAAGUUUAGCCUAGACCCUCGAAGAUUGUUUACCAAGAGGCUUGUGGGGGACAAAGAUGACCCAGUCCUGCUUGACGGGCAGACUGCCCGCGGCAGUCUAUCCUGCCUAGGCUAUAGUGCCUUUGACUCUAGUGCGUUCCCUUGGCAUGAAGUCCUAAACCUGCCAGCGCCUCUAGGCAGUAAAGAAUAUUAG